GAAGCCACAGCAAGUCCGUGAUUCCCCUCAACCCUAGAUCCUCAAAUCCAUCGUUCCGACUCAGCUGCUUCAUCUCGACGGCACCUCUUCACAGAUCCACCCGGCGCAUCCCGUUCCCGUUGUGCAUCGGCGCGCAGAAACAGUUAGGCGGCUGACUGCAAAGAUGCAGAGAGAGAAGAGGAAGAGGGGCCAUGAAGCUACUCCUCGCCAAACACGCAUCAUAGAGCGAGAGAAGAGGAAAAGGGACGAAGAAGCCAGUCGUCGCUCAAUGGUUUCAAGUAGUAUUUCUCGCCAAACACGCAUGAGAGAGAAGUUGAGAGAGCGAAUGCUGCAAUGUGAGUCAAUGAUUUCUUAUUUGCUGGUUCUUCGCUCUCUUGCAUAUAUUGGUGUAGUUAUGGUGAACUCACGGUCAUUUCUAGUUACCAUUUUAUUAAAUUAGUCAAAAAGGCCGUGGACAGAUGCAAAAAAGAAUUUGAGGAACGAUUUGGAGGUCCUCCCGAAAAACCUGUUUCGGACCGGAGUUUCGAAGAGAAGCCAUUUGGUUCUACAGAUGUGACUCAUCCUUAUUUGUUGGCUUCCACAAUUGUCUCUCUAGCUUUAUACGAUGGAGAUAAGAUGUUAUUUGCAUGCUCGGGUAUAGCUAUAAAACCUAUCAUCACAUCGAGGCCAGAACUAUCAAGAUUUGUGACUUCAAAACGUUUGGUACAGAAUUUGAAGCUAACAGAAACAGAGCUGAUAAAUUGAGGAUUAUUGUGCGCCUUCCCGACAAAACAAGUAUCAAUGGGUUCUUGGGACUUUAUGAUAGCCGUGUUGCUAUUGUCACGUCCUUCUGCUUCACAGAAGUACUUGCUAUAGACCUGCAUGGUCCUAUAGCAUAUCCUACAGAAAGGCGGCAUCCUGCAAUUGUUGGGUGGGCCUUCGGCUCUGGCACAGACUAUUGAAUUAACGGUUGAUGGAGAAAUGCUCCAAGUUCCUUUAACUAUCACAGAGGCAAGCUGUUGAUUAUUUCGUACUUUGUUUGGCACGAUGAAAAAAAUGUGGAACAAAAUUAUUGCGUUGUAAUCCCUACCCCAUUGAUUUUUUCUUUCUAAUUUUGGGCACCAAAGUAAUCUUUUUUGUUGCUGGUGUUUUUUCCUUUGCUAUUCUUACCGCUUUAUUAUUUUUGGUUCUAGGCUGGACUUGGGGGGCCAGUUAUUGAUCAAGCCGGGUACAUGAUGGGAUUGUGCAUUGAGUUUGAUGUCGUCAACCAAAUUACCAUUGUCCUACUGCGUAUGGAGCUUUCUGAACACUUGAAAUAUCUGGAGCAGUUCACCCCAAACUCUACGAACUUCCAUGAAUAUACCUUGCCUGAAAAUGUACACAGCGUAGUCCCAUCAGGAUUUAUGAUGCAUGUUAAAUAUUUACAAGCCGGUGGAUAUCCUAAGCCACCACCACUUAUGCUCGAAGUCUGUGGGAAAUUGUGUGAUACAUUUGAAGAGGUUUUUGGUCAACUUCUUCCUUAUAAGGGCUGUGAUUGCAAUAUCAAUCACCGUACUUCUGGGGAGGAGGUCUGGGCUAAACUUCCGAAAGGUGUUGUUACAAAUAUCGGCCGGCGUGUUGUCACACUUUCUUCAUACGAUGGAGACGUGAGAGUUUUUGCAUGUACAGGCCUACUUAUAAAGUGGCAUAAAAAUGGCACGCCUGUUAUUCUGACUUCGGCCAGUUUGGUUAGAAGUCUGGUUGAUGAAGACAAGAUUGAUGAAAAAAUGAAGAUUAAAGUAUUUCUCCCACCGAAACAGAUCACUGAUGGGACAUUGGAACUGUACCAUUCAGAUUAUAACAUUGCUGUCAUCAAUGUUCAGAAGUGCCUAUAUGGUAUUCGUCCGGAGAAUAUUUUCCGCAAGGUGAAAAGACCACGUAGAGAAGUGGUAGCUAUAGGGCGCGAUGUUGAUGAUGGAUUAUUAAUGGGGACAAUUGGUAAAGUGAUUAAGACGCCUGCGAACAGACCUUGCAAACUUAACUGCAAAGACCUUAAGCUGUCUACAUGUAAAAUCAAGAAGGCUGGGAUUGGAGGACCCCUUGUUAAUUUCGUUAAUGGAUCUUUUGCUGGCAUGAACUUCUAUGAUAGAACUAAUAGAACUCCUUACCUGCCAAGGAGAAUCAUUGUACAAGUUUUAAGGGGGAUUGAUCUCCCAUCUCAAAGAGGAAUAAACCAUCCCACAGACAUAAUGGGUGAUGCCGCAGUUAAGGAAAACAGGUGGCCGGUUCCUAAACCAUAUUGGUAUCAUCCUCUAUUCGAUGAGGAUCCUCCUCUGCGUUUUGUUGGAAGGCAACUCCACUAGUGCUAUCGCUGCCCCAACUUAUUUCGAUGUCCCAAUUCUACUAAGUAUUUUAAUGUGCUACUCCCUCCGUCCCAUAAUGUAAGACGUUUUUUGACACUAGUGUACUGUCAAAAAACGUCUUACAUUAUGGGACGGAGGGAGUACUUUGUAAAUCCUGUUACAUCAUGUUGUUCUAAUGGCUCUGCAUAAGUUUAUAGUAAGUACUGUACCAGUUUAAUUUCCAACAUGGGCAUAAAUAUUCCAGUGGUUGAACAUCAGUUAUGUCAAACAUACUUUUUCUUAA
Messenger RNA from Triticum dicoccoides, 2604 nucleotides. RefSeq lists its product as uncharacterized. The coding region runs from base 1212 to 2321 and encodes 369 amino acids. The transcript has 12 exons. NCBI's taxonomy places the organism in Eukaryota, Viridiplantae, Streptophyta, Magnoliopsida, Poales, Poaceae. The record is from RefSeq and is a predicted model, not a curated record.